UACAUACACACAUCUCUAUCAUUUCCCCCCAAUAUUUGUUCCACCGCACCACCCUUUUAAGAAAGAGCCUCCCCCAUGGCAGUCCACCUUCAAGUUCAACAACAACAACAACACCUGAAUCUGCCAGCGGGGUUCAGGUUUCACCCAACGGACAUGGAAAUCAUCACCUUCUACCUAGUCCGCAAGGUUCUGAAGAAACCCUUCGAUGUUACAGUAAUCGAGGAGGUGGAUCUAAACAAAUGCGAGCCGUGGGAUCUCCGAAAUAAUGUAAAUAUGGGGGAGAAGGACCAAUACUUCUUCUCCAAGAAGGACCUCAAGUACCCCACCGGGGUACGCACCAACCGGGCCACGAACGCUGGAUAUUGGAAGGCCACUGGAAAGGACAAGGAGAUUGUCCACCCGCCGACCAUGAGUCUCAUCGGCAUGAAGAAGACUCUGGUCUUCUAUAAGGGCAGAGCCCCCAGGGGGGAGAAGACAAACUGGAUCAUGCAUGAGUACAGACUCGAGAUGGGAAAGCAACACACACCAGACCUACCCACCGACAUCGUGAGAGCCGCCUCCAUUAAUGCGUCUUCCAAGGAGGAGUAUGUCAUUUGUAGAAUCUUCCAUAAGAGCACUGGACUGAGGAAGGUGGUGAUGCCUUCAUAUUCCAUGCCCAUUCCCAAUUCCAUGGGGGUAGAGCAACAACAGGGCUUCCUCGAAUCUAAUACACUGGCUCCUCUCAUGGACUAUGAUGUGCCAUCGUCAUUAGCCCCACUAUCGCCGUUGCCUGCAGCUUCGUUGUACCAAAUGCAUAACUUCGGGGCCGAGUCGUCUAUAAUGGGUAGUGCGGUGCUUCCAAUGAUGAACAACCAAUACUUUGAGAAUCAUCACCACCAGAUGAUGGUCGCCCCGCCACAGUCAUCAAUGUCAGUCUACAACAACCAGCAGCAGCAGAUGAUGCAUAUGAGUGCAGAGCAGGGCUUCAUGGUCGGGGUUGAUCCUGGGAGCGGUACAUCAUCUAUAGUGUCAGAUGAGGAUGUUCUAACUGGGACGAGCAACAACAUUCAAGGAAAUGGUGUUGCAACAAUCUCUAGUGAGAUCUCGUCGGUCAACAUGGGUAUGGACGGCAUGUGGAACUACUAAUGAUCAAAUGAUCCGCGAGAAUAUAUAAAUGUGUUCAUGCCUAAAAUAAUCAUCCACCAAAAGAUUAGUUGAUAUAUGCCAACAUCUAUAUUGGUUUGUACUACAUUUUAUUUUCAUCAUGGUCACAAGAGAGUUUGUACCGGAUUGUAUGUGCACCAUCAACUGGUGUAUACCUAGCUACAUUUCCAUCCGUUGUUAAAUACUUGACAAUGUGUCAUGCAUGUUUUAAACCUAUGUGGAAUAAACUAUUUUGUUUAAUUA
This is a messenger RNA of Triticum dicoccoides, 1386 nucleotides long. RefSeq names its product NAC domain-containing protein 92-like. Lineage: Eukaryota; Viridiplantae; Streptophyta; Magnoliopsida; Poales; Poaceae. Gene Ontology annotation, biological process: regulation of DNA-templated transcription. The record is from RefSeq and is a predicted model, not a curated record. Gene Ontology annotation, molecular function: DNA binding. The transcript has 2 exons. The coding region runs from base 76 to 1125 and encodes 349 amino acids.